UGCUUCCCAUCUGCCUCGCUCUCCUGAUGAUCUCAAAACUCUUCUCCCUCGCCGGCGCCGGUCCCGCUUCAUCUUCCUCUGUGUCCAAAUUUGCUUACAACGGCUUUCUCGGCGCCAAUCUUGAGCUGAACGGCGCUGCGGAGAUCCUGCCCAACGGCCUACUCCGGCUCACCAACAACAACGACAAACAGGAGGUCGGCCAUGCAUUCCACCCGAUCCCCUUCUCUUUCUUAAACUCCUUCGAAGAACCCUUCUCUUUCUCUACCUCAUUCAUAUUUGCCAUUUUUCCCCUGUACGCCGACCUCAGCUCUGAAGGAAUCGCCUUUGCUGUCUCUCCUACCAGUAAUCUACCCGCCGUCCUCCCCAGCCAGUACCUAGGACUUUAUAACUACACACACAACGACGAUCCUAAUAACCACAUCGUCGCAGUCGAACUUGAUACCACAGAGAGCAAGGAGUUCAGCGACAUCAACGACAACCACGUAGGCAUCGACGUCAACGGCUUGAAAUCUGUCGCCGCCGCUCCCGCGUCCUUCUUCUCCGACUCAUCCUUCGAUUUCGGAUUCCAAAAUCUGAGCUUGAUCAGCGGUGAACCGAUGCAAAUUUGGGCAGAGUAUGAUUCUAAAAACAUCCAGUUCAAUGUCACCAUAGCUCCUCUCAAUGUCAAGAAACCCAGCUUACCACUACUCUCAUCAAAAGUUAAUCUUUCUUCGGUUUUGCUGCGUGAUAUGUAUGUGGGCUUCUCAGCCUCGACUGGCGCUGCAACUGGGUCGCAUUGUAUCCUGGGGUGGAGUUUUGCCAUGAACGAAACAGCAGAAGAGCUCAAUCAUUCUAAACUUCCAGUACUACCACCAAGAGAAGAAGAGGCGGCCAUGAAAAAAACAAAUCAUUGGGUUCUCCCAAUUUCGAUAGCCGUUGCAGUAUCAUUGUUGUUGUCCAUUUGUACUGUAACGGUGGUAGUGCUGUUGAAGAAGAGGAGGAAGUACGCAGAGGUGAUUGAAGAAUGGGAAAAAGAGUACGGGCCACAAAGAUUAUCGUACAGAGUUCUGUACAAAGCCACCAGAGGCUUCAGCAAAGAAAACAUAUUAGGGAACGGAGGAUUCGGGGAAGUUUAUAAAGGGCAGCUUCCCAAAUCGAAGCAACAGAUUGCAGUGAAGAAGAUCUCCCAUGAAUCGAAGCAGGGGAUGAAGGAGUUUGUGGCAGAGAUCGCCAGCAUCGGUCAGCUUCGGCACCGCAACCUGGUCCAGCUUCUCGGAUACAGCCGACAACAAGGAAAGCUCAUGCUAGUCUAUGAGUUCAUGCCCAAUGGAAGCCUGGACAAAUACAUCUUCGGGCGAGUAGAGAAACCUCUUAGUUGGAAACAGAGGUUUCAUAUAAUCAAAGGCAUAGCGGCAGCGCUGCUUUAUCUGCACGAGGAAUGGGAACAAGUUGUGCUUCACAGAGACAUAAAGGCGUGUAAUGUACUCCUCGACGCCAAAUUCAAUGGAAAGCUUGGUGAUUUCGGGCUGGCGAGGCUACAGGAUCGGGGAGAGAUUGCGGAGACGACGAGGGUGAUGGGGACAUUUGGUUAUCUUGCUCCAGAGCUCUCGAGGACGGGUAAGUCUACGACGAGCUCGGAUGUAUUUGCUUUUGGGGCGUUUCUGCUUGAAGUGGCUUGUGGGAAACGGCCGGUGGAGCUGAGGGGGUGUGGGGUGCAGAUGGUUUUGGUGGAUUGGGUGAUAGAGUUUUUGAAAAAAGGGAAGUUGUUGGAGGCGUGCGAUAGGAGAUUGGAGGAGUUUGAAUCGGAGGAGGUGGAGAUGGUGUUGAGGUUGGGGUUGAUGUGCUCCCACCCAAUGGCGGCGGCGCGGCCUGGUAUGAGGCAGGUGGUGCAGUACCUUGAAAGAGAGACACCGCUGCCAGAGAUGACGGCGGAGGAUUUCAGCUUGUUUCAAUUGGCUUCUCUUAGGAAUGGGCUGGUUGAUUGUGCGUUCUCCGUCGACAGCAGAUGA
Phalaenopsis equestris is the source of this 1988-nucleotide messenger RNA. Its product is annotated as L-type lectin-domain containing receptor kinase IV.1-like. Gene Ontology annotation, cellular component: plasma membrane. Gene Ontology annotation, biological process: protein phosphorylation. The record is from RefSeq and is a predicted model, not a curated record. Bases 27 to 1988 code for a protein of 653 amino acids. NCBI's taxonomy places the organism in Eukaryota, Viridiplantae, Streptophyta, Magnoliopsida, Asparagales, Orchidaceae. Gene Ontology annotation, molecular function: ATP binding; protein kinase activity; carbohydrate binding. The transcript has a single exon.